AUGAAUUCAUCACUUGACGAGGACCAUGCAGGUAAUAAAAACAGCAUUUCAUUCUCAGAUGAAAAAAGGAAAGUUCGCGUUUUGAAAAAAAAAUCGGUCGUAAAACCUGAAAGUUAUAACAGUGGGGAAGCACAAACAUCGUUGACACCGAACAUCAGUUCGCCAGAUUACGCUAUGACUGCCUCCCAAGAUUGCGAAUCCUAUCAAAAUUCGCUUGUAAAUAACAUGGCUGUCCUUUUAGAGCAGGUUCUCCCAAAUGAUUGGUCAACAUUGGAACGAAUGUCUAAGAGUGAACUUUUUCAGUGGGUGGUGGGGAAGAGAAAUGAAUUGUUGGAUCUUGUGAGAAAUAGCUCUGCUUUUAUUAGAAAUCCUGAAUCAAAAAGUUGUUUCAAUAACGAUUUCAAAUGUGUUGGCAAAGAAGAUGUAAAUAUCAGUAAAGUCAGGUUAAGAGCCAAAAAUUCCAUGUUUCAUUCAAAUUUUUCAUCUAUAUUCCAAGAUUUGCCAGUAAACUGGAGUAGAGUCAAUGACAAUGGGAACAUUGAAACAUUGAUGAAAGAGUUGAACGAAGUCAAAGGGGAAUUGUUGAAAGCUAAUGAAUUGGUUAAUUUAUUAACUGAACAGAUCAAAUUAAGCACUGGUCAAACUCAACAAGUAGAUGAAACAGAUUCUGCUACUAAAACUAAAUCAAAAAGGGAUUUCAAUCCUCUACUCAUUGUAAAGUUAGUGAAUGAAAUUAAAUAUUUGAAGAAAAAAUUAGCAGAGUCACAUCAGGCCAGGCAGUCAUCUAGUAAUAAUGAUUCUGCCAUUUGUUCAUCUUAUCCUGAUUCUAAAGCAUCUACCAAUCAGAUAAAUGAUUUUAAGGCAUCAACCAAUCAAAUGACUUAUUCUAAAACAUCAUCCAAUCAGAUGACUGAUUCCUCUUCAAUCAAAAACCCAUGGAAGUUGAGUGACUAUCACGAAGGAUUAUGUCUCAGUGACAUAAGCACAUUUGAUGGGCACAACAAUUCAGGAAGAACAAGUGAUGACCUCAGGAGGGGUUAUGAAGUUCAUAAUCAGAGUUUGAGUUCAUCAAUCAAAGUAAAUUUCACAUCUCACCAUGAACAAUCAUUCAGAGAUUUGGACUCAGAGUUCAAUAGACUUUCUCUGGUUCCCAAUAUGGAUUCAACCAGGUUAGAUUUUUCAAAUGAAAACCUUGAAGUGUCGAGAAAGAUAUCAGGAGACAGUCGACUGUUAGCCGAUAUGUUGGCGGUCAGUGAGAACAAUUGUCGUCUGAUGAGGGAUCGUUUGAAAGAAAUUGUUGUGUUUCUGAAAAAACUUCUUGACAAUCCCGACAUUUCUUCUCUGUUGGGUCUCAGUGGAGAUGUCUCAAAGAUGCCUCAGUGUCUCGGUGAGACAGCCAGUCUUCUAGAGGAUGUGUCAGUCUGGAUUGAAGAGGGACAAGAUGUAUUAAAUCAAACUGGCUGCGGUGAAGAAGGAAUAAACACAUCGCUGAACAGACUGUCAAUCAUUGGUCGUCCAUCACUCAUUGGUCAAUCUUCAUUGUUGGCUGUUGUCAAAGAACAUGUUGAUGAAAAAGAUGAAUGUUCUUCUGGUAACAGUGGUAGCAUCGUUGCACUUGAAAGUCACAAACUGCAACAAAAACAAUACGACAUUAAUAAGACGAGAAGUGUGUUGGCCGAGACAACCAUGAACCUUAACCUGGCACAACAAAUCAAAGAGAAAAAAUAG
Molecule: messenger RNA, 1728 nt
Organism: Helobdella robusta
Lineage: Eukaryota; Metazoa; Annelida; Clitellata; Rhynchobdellida; Glossiphoniidae
Exons: 3
Coding region: 1-1728 (575 amino acids)
Source: RefSeq, a predicted model, not a curated record